Raphanus sativus (radish) is the source of this 1554-nucleotide messenger RNA. Its product is annotated as serine/threonine-protein kinase PCRK1. The record is from RefSeq and is a predicted model, not a curated record. Gene Ontology annotation, molecular function: protein kinase activity; ATP binding. The transcript has 5 exons. Lineage: Eukaryota; Viridiplantae; Streptophyta; Magnoliopsida; Brassicales; Brassicaceae. The coding region runs from base 121 to 1416 and encodes 431 amino acids. Gene Ontology annotation, biological process: protein phosphorylation.
UUCCUCAUUAGAUCAUGCUAAGCUCGUCUUCCUCUCUCUCUCUCUCUCUCUCCAAAACUUACUUUAAAUCUCUCUCUCUCUCUCUCUCUCAAUAAUGAACAUGAGCAACCUCAUCACAACAUGAAUAACUCUACACCAGUGAGGCGAUUGGUUUCAUCAAAGGCAAUGAAAUGUUUCUACUUCAACAAAGACAAAUCUCAUGAUAAUGAAGCUAAGACGAGAAAGUUUGAUUCGUUGCAAGGAUCAGGGUCUGAGUUUAACUCAAGUACAACAAGUACUACUACUUCCAUCACUUCUUCCUUGCACGUCCUCUCUGAGACACACAGUAACAACCUCAAAGUCUUUGCCCUGGAUGACCUCAAGACCGCAACCAAGAACUUCAGCCGGUCAUUGAUGAUCGGCGAGGGUGGCUUUGGUGGUGUGUUUCGUGGCAUCAUUCAGAACCCUCAAGAUCCUCGUAAAAAGAUUGAUAUUGCUGUUAAACAACUUAGUAGAAGAGGCCUACAGGGGCAUAAAGAAUGGGUGACAGAAGUUAACGUAUUGGGAGUAGUGGAGCAUCCAAAUCUGGUGAAGCUGAUCGGUUACUGCGCUGAAGAUGAUGAGAGAGGGAUCCAACGGCUACUAGUUUACGAAUAUGUACCAAACAGAAGCGUUCAAGACCAUUUAUCUAAUCGUUUUAUAAUCACUCCUCUCACUUGGUCCGCAAGAAUGAAGAUUGCUCAAGACACUGCUCGAGGACUCGCUUAUCUUCAUCAAGGCAUGGAGUUUCAGAUCAUCUUUAGAGAUUUCAAAUCUUCCAACAUUCUUCUUGAUGAGAAUUGGAAUGCUAAGCUCUCUGACUUUGGACUGGCUAGAAUGGGACCUUCCAAGGGAGUCACUCAUGUCUCCACAGAGGUUGUAGGAACUAUUGGUUAUGCAGCGCCUGAGUAUAUCCAAACAGGACACCUCACGGCCAAAAGUGACGUGUGGAGCUACGGAAUCUUUCUGUAUGAGCUCAUCACAGGGAGACGACCGUUCGACAGAAACCGCCCAAGAAACGAGCAGAACAUCUUGGAGUGGGUCAGGCCUCACUUGACUGAUAUCAAGAAGUUCAAGAUGAUCAUCGACCCAAGGCUUGAAGGAAACUACUACCUCAAGUCGGCUUUGAAGCUGGCUGCAGUUGCCAACAGGUGUUUGAUGGUGAAAGCAAAGUCAAGGCCAACGAUGGGUGAGGUUUCAGAGAUGUUAGAAAGGAUAGUUGAGACUUCAGGCGAGGUUUCUCCUGCUCUGCCACUGGUGCAGAGCUUGACGCCUAAAGAUGCGUUUGAGGCGUCAAGGAGAGAGAGAGUUAGGAGAAGAUUCGUUGAGCUUGUAACUGGGGUAAAUGGUUGUCCUAAUCUGCCUACUUGGUCUCCUAAACUUGUCACUUCUCUUUGAUUUUGAUUUUGAUUUUGAUUUUUGAGACAGAACAUAAACAAACAAACAAACAACAGCUCAGCGUUUGUGUUAUGCAAAUAUUGUUGUCGUUAUUAUAAAAAUAACAAGCUUUAAAUUAGGGUUUUAGCUAUCUUCUUC